AUGGAGUUGAAUGCAUCAGUUGCAGGUUUCCACGGGGUACAUAUUAAAACGGCUUCUGCUGGAAUUUCUAGGGUAACAAUUGGAGUUAGAUCAAAGCAAUCUGCACUUAAAACGGCUACAGCUAUUAGAUCAAUUCGCUGUCAAUAUGUUACCCAUUCUUGUUCUUCUUCUUCUUCAUUGUAUGAUGUUCUCUGUGUCUCUCCCAACGUGAGUGCGACUGAUAUAAAGAGUGCAUAUCGUCGGAUGGCUCGCAAAUACCAUCCUGACGUCUGCCCUGCUGCAGAGAAAGAAGACUGUAGCAGAUUGUUUCUUCAAGUCCAGGAGGCUUAUGAAACUCUGUCGGAUCCUCUCCUCCGCCAGGAUUACGAUUGGAGACUUCAAAACGGGAUGGAAUUUAGCCAGCGAGGAGACAGAUUAGAGAGCUGUAAUAAUCUGUGGGAAGCUCAGCUAAUGGAGUUGAUAAAAAGGAGAUCUGGUUAUAGUUCAUCAUCAUGGGGCAGCAGAAUGAGAGUACAAAACCAACAGGCCGCUGCUUGUUGA
Cryptomeria japonica (Japanese cedar) is the source of this 540-nucleotide messenger RNA. RefSeq names its product chaperone protein dnaJ 20, chloroplastic. Gene Ontology annotation, cellular component: chloroplast. The transcript has a single exon. NCBI's taxonomy places the organism in Eukaryota, Viridiplantae, Streptophyta, Pinopsida, Cupressales, Cupressaceae. The record is from RefSeq and is a predicted model, not a curated record. Bases 1 to 540 code for a protein of 179 amino acids.